GCGGACCCACCGAGCGUAUCCGUCCGUCUCCGCCUGAAUAAGUCGCCGACAAGUCAUUGGAAGAAGAGGAUUCAUGGAAGGAUGGUGGGGAGUUGUGGGAUAUAGAAAACAGUUAUGAUAGUCGCAGUCGUUGUUGGAAGCGAAAAGAAAAGCAAGAGUUGUACCGUAGGACUCUGUCGUCGUGAUGGUGUUGCGUUGCUUGGCAGGGAAAACAAAUGGAACGUGGAACCUCGUGAUCAGCCAUCCCGAACGGGCUCGCGGGUGUUGUGACUUGUCGCGCCUGGCCUCAUUUCCCAGGCCUCCCACAAGCAAAACCAAAUUCCAAGCAGACGAAGAACUGCUGACAGGGAUAGCCCUAGCAAAACCGGCUUUGGCCUCCACACAACCCCCGAGUGGAUCUUCUGGGAUGGACACUGACAGUGGAUCCCCUUUUUACGGUGGCAAUGUGAAGUUAAAACAACUUCCAAUGAAGACGAUGACCAAGCGACCGACUAGACCGACGUCUGCGAUCGUCCAUGUUCCAGAGCCAUUUCCCCGUCGUGGUUCAUUUUCAAACGACGCCAACAGUGGUCUCUAUCCCACUAUUCUUAAAAAGAGAACAAAACAAAAAACAAAAAAAAAGGCCAAAAAAAGAGGACUGCUGUCUUUCUAUGCCAUCCGACGACCAUCGGGUCGCUGUUUCCCCUAGUACGAUAAUGCCCAGGAAGAGGAGGAAUGUGCACAUAUAAGAAUACCACAGGGGACUACGAUACUGAUCGUUUUACGAUAACCCUCUCCAAAAUGUGACCUCGCAAUCUGGUCCCCGCUGGAAAAUGCACAGAGUGG
Molecule: messenger RNA, 825 nt
Organism: Aspergillus pseudonomiae
Lineage: Eukaryota; Fungi; Ascomycota; Eurotiomycetes; Eurotiales; Aspergillaceae
Exons: 1
Coding region: 185-688 (167 amino acids)
Source: RefSeq, a predicted model, not a curated record